Molecule: messenger RNA, 3824 nt
Organism: Polyodon spathula (Mississippi paddlefish)
Lineage: Eukaryota; Metazoa; Chordata; Actinopteri; Acipenseriformes; Polyodontidae
Product: nardilysin-like
Exons: 27
Coding region: 163-3057 (964 amino acids)
Biological process (GO): proteolysis
Molecular function (GO): metalloendopeptidase activity; metal ion binding
Source: RefSeq, a predicted model, not a curated record
UUUUUUUUUUUUUUGCUGGAGCAAGAAAACAUCGACAUCUUUCAUACUUUUUAAAUACAAGGCUUUAGAAAGGAAUUAAUUUCAAUUAUUGUUAAACCAUUGGGCUUGAAAUAAUUUAUUUUAGCCACGUUCACAAGUUCAUGCGGACCUGCCGGGAGAGGCAUGCUGGUGACCAACAAAUACAUGGGCACCUGCGCUGAGUCUGCGCAGCCAUCGCAACCGGAGCCCAAAGAUGAUCCAGUGCAGCCCCCGGCUCAAGCGAAAGACGAAGGGGCGUCUGGGGAUGGAGGUGGCGGCGAAAGCCCUGGGGACUCGGAGAUUGUCAAAUCGCCGAGUGAUCCCAAACAUUACAGGUGUAUUAAAUUAGACAAUGGCGUGCAAGCUCUCCUGAUCUCAGACAUGAGCAGCACAGAAUGGAAGCUGUUGGACUCUGAGGAGGAAGAGGGCGACUCAGAGGAAGACGGCAGCGGGGAGGAGGAUGUGGCCGAAGAGGACGGUGACUCUGGAGAGGGAACUGAAGAAGAAUCGGAGCACGGACGUGAUGAGCAGGACAGUGACUUUGAAGAGCUGGAGGAUGAGAGUGAUGUGAAGGAAAAGAGCUGUUUUGAAAAACAGUCUGCAGCUGCCCUGUGCAUUGGAGUCGGAAGUUUCAGUGAUCCAGAUGACCUGCCGGGGCUGGCACAUUUUCUUGAACACAUGGUGUUCAUGGGCAGUGAGAAGUACCCUGCUGAGAACGGUUUUGACGCUUUCCUGAAGAAGCACGGCGGCAGUGACAACGCCUCCACAGACUGUGAGAGAACAGUGUUCCAGUUUGAUGUGCUGAGGAAAUAUUUCAGGGAGGCACUGGACAGGUGGGCUCAGUUUUUCAUCUCUCCGCUGAUGAUCAAGGAUGCCAUUAGCAGGGAGGUGGAGGCUGUGGACAGUGAGUACCAGCUUGCCAGACCGUCUGAUAGCCAUAGGAAAGAGAUGCUCUUUGGAAGUCUAGCCAAGCCUGGGCACACUAUGGGCAAGUUUUGCUGGGGGAACACACAGACUCUGAAACACGAGCCAAAGGAGAAGAACAUCGACACCUACGCUCGGCUGAGAGAGUUUUGGGAGCAGCACUACUCUGCCCACUACAUGACCCUGGCUGUGCAGUCUAAAGAGACUCUGGAUACACUGGAAGAGUGGAUGAGAGAGAUCUUCAGCAAGAUUCCAAAUAAGACAUGGACGAGCCCUGACCUUUUCGCUGCAUUUGUCUUCCAGUUGUACCUGUCCAAAAGAUUCAUUUCCUCAUUAUCACCUGGGCACUCCUUCCCCAGGAACAUCAUUACAGGGUCAAGCCGCUGCACUUCCUGGCUGAUUGGUCAUGAGGGUACAGGCAGCAUUCUGUCCUUGCUCAGGAAAAAGUGCUGGGCUCUUGCUUUGUAUGGAGGGAACAGUGAGACUGGUUUUGAUCAGAACUCAACCUACUCUAUCUUCAGCAUCUCCAUCACUCUGACUGAUGAAGGCUACCGGAAUUACUACCAGAUUGCUGACUUAGUGUUCCAGUAUCUGAAAAUGCUUCAGAAGAGUGGUUUUUGUAGAGAGAUAGAGAAGGAGUGGAGUGAGCGGUGGUCUGGAGACUUCGAACUGAACCCUGACCUGCACUUGCCAGCCGAGAACAAGUUUAUUGCCACGGAUUUCAUCCUUAAGACAUCUGAUUGCCCAGACACAGAGUAUCCGGUCAGAAUCGUCAACAGCGAGAAAGGCUGCUUGUGGUACAAGAAGGACAACAAGUUUAAGAUUCCAAAGGCUUAUAUUCGAUUCAACCUAAUCUCCCCAGUGAUCCAGAAAUCUCCAGAGAACCUGGUUUUAUUUGACAUCUUUGUCAAUAUUGUGGCACACAACCUGGCAGAGCCUGCCUAUGAAGCUGAUGUUGCACAGCUGGAGUACAAAUUAGUUGCUGGACAGCAUGGAUUUGUCAUUAAAGUCAAGGGAUUUAGCCAUAAACUACCUCUGUUGUUUAAUCUGAUUAUUGACUAUCUGGCUGAUUUUACUGCUGCCCCUGAUGUUUUCUCAGUGAUCGCUGAGCAACUGAAGAAAACUUACUUCAACAUCCUCAUCAAACCAGAUAAACUGGGCAAGGAUGCCCGGCUGCUGAUCCUGGAGCACUCGCGCUGGUCCAUCAUCCAGAAGUACCAGGCCAUCAUGAAGGGCCUCAACAUGGAGUCACUCAUGUCCUUUGUCAGCAAGCUCAAGUCUCAGCUCUACGCAGAGGGGAUGGUGCAGGGGAACUUCACCAGCAGAGAAGCAAUGGAGUUCCUGCACUCUGUUAUACAGAAACUGCAGUUUCAGCGCUUAUCUGUAGAGGUCCCUGUUCACUUCAGAGUGGUGGAGUUACCAAAGGUGCCCCACCUGUGUAAAGUGAAGUCUUUGAACAAGGGGGAUGCCAACUCUGAGGUCACUGUUUACUAUCAGUCGGGCCCCAGGAACCUGAGGGAGCACACAUUGAUGGGGCUGCUUGUGAUGCACGUGGAGGAGCCUUGCUUUGACUUCCUGAGAACAAAGGAGACUCUUGGGUACCAUGUCUACCCCACCUGCAGAAAUACUUCAGGGGUUUUGGGAUUCUCUGUUACCGUGGAAACCCAGGCAACCAAAUUCAACACCGAGGAAGUUGAUAUAAAAAUCGAAGAAUUUCUCACGAUCUUCGGAGAGAAGAUGGCGAGCAUCACAGAUGAAGCAUUCAAAGGACAGGUGGUUGCCCUGAUUAAGCUGAAGGAGUGUGAAGACACUCACCUGGGCGAGGAGGUUGACAGGAACUGGUAUGAAGUAGUCACCCAGCAGUAUGUGUUUGACCGGUUGAACUGUGAGAUCGAGGCCCUCAGGUUGAUCAUAAAGUCUGAGCUGGUGUCCUGGUUCAUGGAGCACCGCGGGGCUGGCAGCAAGAAGCUGAGUAUGCAUAUGAGUACCCCACAGCAUGGCAGGGGGCAGGAGGCAAGGGGCGAGGGUGUUUUAUUGUUCAGAGUCAGAAUUAAUCAGGACUACAGUAUCCAAGUGUUCUCAAGUUUGCAUUGUACAGUGAAGAAUAUGCAAUAAAAUCCUUUUAAGAACAGAUUCUCAUUUACAGUGCUGACCUGAGAACAGCUGAGGAAAAUUGUAACUUGUCCAGGUCCAUUGAUUCUCUUUUUUUUUUUGCCAGAUUCCAUUUUAAUAAAUAAAAUGUUCCGACUAAAUCAGAAGAUGGUGUGGUGAUUGUACCUUUUAAAAGAGACAAAUGGGAUAAAAACCAAGACUACCACAGCAAGAAGUACAGCAUGCGCUUAUUAAAACCAAGAAUGGGUUUAAUGCAUUUAACAUAAUGAAGAUUAAAAUCAAAAAGCAAAAGAGCUUUUCAAUAUAUAUGUUUGUGUAGGCUGUAGAAAGAAAUUGGUUUUCAAGAUACAAGUAAUUUCAGUUAAUGUCAUGUAAAACAAUAUUUUGAUUACUCUUACUGUGUUGGUGAUUUUGUAUAUAAUGUCAAUACCCUCCCCAACAAAAACAAAAAGCAGUGGGUAAGGCCAUAUUAACCCAUCACAGGGCCCAAGGCUAACAUACUUGUGGGCCCCUACCACCUUGUAUGAAUAACAACAAAUAGCCAAUUUACAUAUAUACAAGUUAUUAUACUUGGUUUUGAUCAGAAACGGUCAGUUAUGCCGAAUUCUAGUUAUUAAUUGACAAAAGUUUUAUGCACAGCUUAGAACUGAAUGACUGACCGAAUCUGACAGAAAGUUUAAUUGAAGGCAGUGGGUGUCCUAAAUACAUUGCAAAAUAAAUUCGGAAAAACCUGAAGCCUACGUCAAAUUCCAUAGCGGAGCUUGAUAAUC